UUUCUAACGCCUAUAAAAGCAUCGCCCCAUGUAUCAAGCUGUUUUGCCAACAGAAGUGCUAUAGCAGAGAUGAAAUCUCUAAUACUGUCCUUGUUAAUCGGUGCUUCUGCCAUCCUAGCAGAAUCGCAAUUUGAUCAUGCAGCUCGCUCGGAGUUCUUAAAUGACGAAAACAAAGUGACUAAUGCGAAAGAUGAAUCACGCCCUCAUCAACCAAUUAUUGUGAGUGUUUUUUUCCGUUCUCUGUAGCAAAUGUCUUUUUCCUUACUUACCUUGCCGUUCUUUUUUGGUAUGUCAUUAAGAGAUAUAAUCAAUUUGAGAUGGAGCUAAUUUGGGAUAUAAAGCAAAAUUUGUAUUUCACUGUUACUUUCGUCAAUCACCAUCUGAGAGUCUGUGAUAAAUGCCCGUUAAAACUGUCUGCUCCCAUGAUGUACGGAGGAGAGUAUGUUAACAUAAAGCAGCGAUGUUAUCGUUCCUUAAGUGUGACAUUAGCGGGAAGCCUUGCAGUACAGAAUAUAUUCUGUACGGGGCUGAAGGGCUGUCCCAAGUAGAAGACUCCUAUCAAAAUAUGUCGAAUGCUUUGAGAAUUAUGGCGACUAAAUCAGAUCGUAUUGGUAUCUAUUAUCAUAUGUGUAUUCAAAUGAGAGUAGUGCUCCAGAUUCAGAGUGGAGAUAAUCGAAAUCGGAUUAUAAGAUUAAUGGUGUACGUAAAAAAAUUUUGGAAGAUAGGUUUUUGUUUCAGAAUCUCAAACAGUGGUAAAAAGUGAUUUUUAUAUUUACUUUUCUAAGGUGGGGAAUAAAGUAGACGAUUUCGUAUGCAUAAUUCUCCUUUAAACUUGAAACAAAUUAAAUUUACGAUAAAUUUAAACGAAAAGCAGUGGACAAGUCUAUUAAGCGAGUGCUGACACUAACAGAUCGAAUCCCUCUGGUAAGAUACAAAACCGGUUUUAAGUGAACUAUGCAUCUUUGAUAUUUCAGGAAAAAAGGCACUGGCCUACCUGGAACCCCAGUUGGCGUCCAUCAUGGAACCCCAGACCCAGCUGGUAUCCU
Molecule: messenger RNA, 1046 nt
Organism: Pocillopora meandrina
Lineage: Eukaryota; Metazoa; Cnidaria; Anthozoa; Scleractinia; Pocilloporidae
Source: the annotation of a GenBank genome assembly